AAUUAAAACCAUGGAAUCGAAGAAGAAGAGGAAGAAGAAAGCAAUUGACUUGUUAAAUCUCUCGGGAAUGGAGCUCCUCCGUCAUUGCUGGGCGGUGAUUCUCUUUCUCUCACACUUGCUUCCCGUCAUCUCAGGCUUUUUGUUUCUUCAACAUCAUCAGGAAUCAAUCUCUUCAACGCCCAUUAAUAAUAAUGAGUAUAUUAAAGCUAGGGUUUAUCAAUCUCCUUCUUCUUCUUCGUCUCGUCUCGAACUCUGUUCUCGUACUCCUCCAGAUCUACUAUUUCGCGUUACCUUUCACCUUUGCGUCAUUGUUAAAACACCUCUCUCUUCACGUCUUCCGCAUGGCACCUCUCUCUCCCUGUCUAAUUAACAUUUUCCCGAACCCUAAAUUUGAUUUUCUAUUUGCAAUCAAUGUGUAAUUGCUGAUCUUAUCAUUUGAAUCUGUACAUUGUUCCUCUUCUUUUCAUUUGGAAAUUAUUUUAAGGGUUUAGUGGUUCAAACCUGGAACUUGAGGUGUUGUGUCAUGUCUGCUGAUUUUACAUUGGAUCCGGCUAUUAGCCAUGAUCCGGAGGAUCCAGAGUAUAGCUCUAGAAAUGGAAAACCAACCUUGAAGAGAAGAGAUAGUCUAGUCUUCAAGAUUCUUGAUGGCUUUUUAGAGCAAAGAAAUCGGUCGUUUAUCAAUAUUGCAACAAAUGCUGUGAGAAGAGUUACAAGCAAAAGGUUCUCAGGAGAAACUCGAGAAGGUCACCCCGAUGACAGCAGUCUUCCGAUUAAUGGCGACGGAAGGCGGGAACAUGGAUCCGAAAAAAAGUCUGGCCCUCUCUUAUCUGGAACAGCCUACUGUAUUUCAUCUUGCAGCAUGAUCUUGCUGAACAAAGUUGUUCUUUCGAGCUAUGGAUUUGAUGCAGGAAUAUCUCUUAUGUUUUACCAGAAUCUUGUCAGUGUCGUUGUUGUUAUGGCAUUGAAACUUUUUGGACUGGUAUCCACUGAAAAACUCACGUGGAAACUGAUCAAGGUUUGGAUUCCGGUUAAUAUAAUAUUUAUUGGAAUGCUUGUGACGGGCAUGUAUAGUUUGAAGUACAUAAACAUUGCAAUGGUGACAAUCUUGAAGAAUCUGACGAAUAUUUUAACGGCGAUCGGAGAAUUAUAUAUUUUCAAGAAGCGUCAAAACCGGAAAGUGUGGACCGCAAUGUUAAUGAUGAUAAUAUCUGCUCUAACCAGUGGAAUUACCGAUCUCUCUUUCGACGCUGUGGGUUAUACAUGGCAAAUUUUUAAUUGUAUUCUCACUGCAAGCUACUCGCUUACCCUACGACGGGUCAUGGACACCGCAAAGCAAACAACAAGGUCUGGAUCUCUUAAUGAAGUUACCAUGGUGCUGCUUAACAACGCACUCUCGUUGCCGUUGGCCAUCUUCUUAAUCAUUGUCUUUAAGGAAUGGGAAUACGUAUAUACUGUCGAUGUAGUCAGGUUACCAAUGUUUUGGGUUGUGGCGACGGCAAGUGGAUUGCUUGGACUAUCAAUCAGUUUCACCUCUAUGUGGUUUUUGAAUCAAACCGGCCCAACCACUUACAGCCUGGUCGGGUCCUUAAACAAGAUUCCAAUUUCCAUUGCCGGAUUACUUCUGUUCAAUGUUUCACUUAGCAUGUCCAACCUUUUCAGCAUACUAUUUGGACUGUUUGCUGGAGUAUUAUUUGCCAGGGCCAAAAUGUCUUGAUCUGGCAGUUCGAUUAUUAAAAGAAUGAGCAGCCAGUAACCUUGGUGGUUCUCUGGAAUAUGGUUCAAGUUGAACCACUUACUAACACGCCACAGAAAAUACACACCAUACAACAAAAGUUACAGACACUAAUAACGGGGGUGUGUAAUAGAUAGAAAUCUGAGAUUAUUUCUUAUUUCGCCCCCCAAGGAUCACAAACCAUUAGCUUUGCAGAUGGAGUAUCCUGAAGCGAGAAUACAAGCGCCCCAGCGGGUGAUAUAGUAGUAUAUCCACCAAAUUUACCAUGGUUCUUAGAAACUUUAUUCUUUGAUUUGUUUAUCAUACUUUACAUAAUUGUAACACCAAGUGUUAUUUUAUUUUGCAUCCUUUAUUACUUUGAAGUUAUUCUUGCAGAAAGUUUGGGAGAAAAAUAUGAAAAUAGAAUAGUUUCUCCGGUUGGUCAGGUCUGGUAGAGACUCCUGAA
Molecule: messenger RNA, 2177 nt
Organism: Papaver somniferum (opium poppy)
Lineage: Eukaryota; Viridiplantae; Streptophyta; Magnoliopsida; Ranunculales; Papaveraceae
Product: GDP-mannose transporter GONST2-like
Exons: 11
Coding region: 524-1714 (396 amino acids)
Cellular component (GO): Golgi apparatus
Molecular function (GO): antiporter activity; GDP-mannose transmembrane transporter activity
Source: RefSeq, a predicted model, not a curated record